CGAGAGCCAAGGUUCUGUCACUGUCCAAUCCGGGAAUGCAUUUGAUAAGGCGAUUUGCGAACCGAAUUGAUUUGCAGGCGCAUGUGUGGGGCGUCCGCAUCGUGUUGAAGGUAACACGCACCAAGCUACUUUCACCUUGUUUUUGUUGACCCUAAGGAGAAACCGAGCAAUGACAUGACGAACAUGUGCUGGCUUGCUGAUCAAGAUCUCGAGACCCUGAUAAAGAGAUUGAAGACUGCACGCCGAGACAGUGUAUCAUCCGCUGCAUCCAGCCUGCAUCGGAACGUGGAGUCAUGUGGGAGCUGAUGAGAUGUGGAAAUAGACUAGUACGGCUCAGAUGGGGUCACCUUCGAAAGGCGUCAUCGACCCUUUUUUGCAUGUCCAGAACCUGUCCACUUGCGAAGCUCCAGUCUUCCCAAACCAGAUUGUGGCUCACCCUACAGCAAUAAUCAUUGCAAUGGCGAAGCAACUAGCGGACCUAAUCUUGGAAAGAAUCGCCGGACUCCAAUAAGCUGCAUAUGGGGGUAGGCCAUAAUUCAGUGACAUAGGAAUCUAAAGAUCCGAUACCCAGUCAUCCUGUGGAACACAGUACACGUGUCUAUCAUUCACUUUCUGUAUGUAACGUUUUGUUUGUUUGUUUUAUUCUGGAUAUUUAACCUGCAGAGCUUACACGAGCGCCAAGGGCAGGG
Messenger RNA from Cantharellus anzutake, 689 nucleotides. RefSeq lists its product as uncharacterized. The transcript has 2 exons. The record is from RefSeq and is a predicted model, not a curated record. The coding region runs from base 338 to 511 and encodes 57 amino acids. Lineage: Eukaryota; Fungi; Basidiomycota; Agaricomycetes; Cantharellales; Hydnaceae.